Nematocida ausubeli is the source of this 1992-nucleotide messenger RNA. RefSeq lists its product as uncharacterized. NCBI's taxonomy places the organism in Eukaryota, Fungi, Microsporidia. The transcript has a single exon. Bases 1 to 1992 code for a protein of 663 amino acids. The record is from RefSeq and is a predicted model, not a curated record.
AUGCACACACAGAUUCAAAGAAAGAAUACAAGAAAAUACACUAUUGCAACAGCGUGCUGCCUACUAGGAAAUGCAUAUCUUCAGGUAGUCAGUGCUACAGGCCCAGCUCUGGAUGCAAAUGUUAAUGUUAUUUCUUCAGAACCUGAUUAUAAUGAAAUUGCAAAUGAAUUAACUAACAACUCAAAUAUAGCACAGAACCUACUCUCUGCCUUCAUGCAGGUGCAUGCAGACCUAAAGGAGAAGAAUAAUCUGACACAGCAGCUGUCGCAGCAGAUUGCAGACACUCCUGCAUACGCCAUAGGAGCCCAGCCACAGCAGCAGCCAGUCCAACAGCCCAUUGUCUAUGUCACUAGAGAGCAGCCAAAUGUAUACAACGAUGUGGAGCCAGAAGAAAGUUAUUCUAGAAGACGAACAUCCAGGUCAAGAUCAAGAAAUGUGCUUCGAGACCAUGAAAUUGUGAAAAACUCCUUAGCCACACUUACCGGGGGAUUCCUAAGGGGCGAUACAGACUGCAGGUUAUGCUGCAGCUGCACACAGAAGGCAAUUGGCAAUGUAACAGGCCGUUCAAGCUCUGGCAGACAGUGCAACAAGUACAUCCUAGAUGAAAUUGAGAGAGUUCUAGAUGCGCACUUUGGAGACCAGGAGAAGGUUGAUGGCGUGCAAAAAGUGUCUUCUCUUCUAAAUGGGCUAUUUGCCCAGCAGGCUCCGUCAGAGUACAGUAUCACAGACAUAGCAAAAAGAAUCAGCAAAAUUCCAGCAAAGCACCAGGAGGUGAAAAUGUACCUUGUAGUUCUCCUAGACUCCAUUCUAAUGGACCUGUGCAACAGCUACAACUGCCUUGUGUGCCGUGCACUCUACAAGCACGAGGGAUUCCUUGUGUACCGGGUUAUUAGAGCUCUAAGCCUUCACACCCCAGAUGCAAUGGCUAGAGGCACCGCAGGAAUAGGAAGAAUCACGAAUACGCUGAGCUCUACAGAGGAAGUGAGUCGUCUUGUACACACUCUUGAGAACGUUCUUACUCUGACAAAUCUUAACAGCAGUCUCUUUGACAACUUUAAGAGCUCGCUUGGUAACAUCAACCCUAUGCGAGCAGAAUCCUUUUCAAACAAAGUAAGCGAGCUUUCUAAUAUUCUUCUGAAUAUGCUGGGUAUAACCAUUGUUUUGGAGAGAUCAACACUAAUGUACCGAUUUAUGCUGCAUGGCAAAAAAACAGUCACAAUACCAAGCUCGUACAAUGUAGACAACAGCAAUCUUUACAAUAUGCUAAGAACAACAAGAGUGGAUCCAAAUAAUGUUUUAAGAGUUGUGAGAACAACAGGCGAAAAUAACAUAGGCCUGCAGAAUGGGUUUCUUCAGUCUCUGAAGAAAAGUGGGCUGGAUUUUCUCCAGCCAUCUGAUGCAGAGAUAAGAAUUACACAAACAAUUCCCAUUAGUAUAGCAGCCCAGCAAAUUGGUGUGCCAGCUGCCUCUGUUCAUCCCCAGGGCGUAGUCUAUUCAUCGCCUGCAAAUGACAAUCCAGACUGCCAAAAGAAAACUAAAAUAUCUGGAAUGGCAAAGGAAAUUGCGUCUUUAAUAGACACCUCUUCUGCAGUAACAUCUUCUUCGCCAAAGAAGGGAAUUCUGAAAAGAUCUGUGCGGUUUGAGAAUUCGCCUUCUAUUCCAGCACCCACCAUGAAAGCUUCUCCGUGCCAGAAAAGCGCAGGACACUCAACAUGUGCGUCUGGUUUGGCAGCUAAAAUGCAGCCAUUAAUACAGCAGGCAUUUAUCCCCAUUGGAAAUGAUUUUAUGUACAGUGACGAUGUAUCUGUUCCUAUUGUUGACUUUAGCCAAUCCAGCAAUACGCAGCAGUUUGUUCCCUACUAUGCAGAGCAAAUAAAUGGCUUCCAACCAGCGCAGGGAGCUCCUAUUAGACAGCAAAGAGCAGCACCUGUUCUUAAUCCUACAAGAAUCAACCCACCUAGGAUAAAUAACAACUCAUACGGGCUACACUAA